Messenger RNA from Pseudophryne corroboree (corroboree frog), 1074 nucleotides. It is a transcript of the gene WNT8A, whose product is annotated as Wnt family member 8A. The record is from RefSeq and is a predicted model, not a curated record. NCBI's taxonomy places the organism in Eukaryota, Metazoa, Chordata, Amphibia, Anura, Myobatrachidae. Gene Ontology annotation, cellular component: extracellular region. The coding region runs from base 1 to 1074 and encodes 357 amino acids. Gene Ontology annotation, molecular function: cytokine activity; frizzled binding. The transcript is spliced from 6 exons. Gene Ontology annotation, biological process: canonical Wnt signaling pathway; neuron differentiation; cell fate commitment.
AUGGAAUACAAAAUACUUGGCGCCCUGGCCACUGUUCUAAUUUGUUGCCCAUUUUUCACAGCAUCAGCAUGGUCAGUUAACAACUUUCUGAUGACAGGGCCAAAGGCCUAUUUGACAUACUCUACAAGUGUGGCAGUUGGAGCUCAGAGUGGCAUUGAGGAAUGUAAGUUUCAGUUUGCAUGGGAGAGAUGGAACUGUCCUGAGAGCACUCUUCAACUAGCAACCCAAAACGGACUCAGAAGCGCAACGAGAGAAACAUCUUUUGUACACGCUAUCAGUUCAGCCGGAGUAAUGUACACUUUGACCAGAAACUGCAGCAUGGGGGAUUUUGAUAAUUGUGGAUGUGAUGAUUCCAGAAAUGGACGAAUUGGAGGAAGAGGCUGGGUAUGGGGUGGAUGCAGUGAUAAUGUUGAAUUUGGAGAGAGGAUUUCAAAGCUCUUUGUUGAUGGCCUGGAGACAGGACAAGAUGCCAGAGCAUUAAUGAACUUGCAUAACAAUGAAGCAGGAAGACUUGCUGUUAAAGCCACUAUGAAGAGGACUUGCAAAUGCCACGGAGUAUCAGGCAGCUGCAGUGUACAAACAUGUUGGUUGCAGCUUGCAGAGUUUCGGGAUAUUGGAAACCAUUUAAAAGUUAAGCAUGACCAGGCUUUAAAACUCGACAUGGACAAGAAAAAAAUUAGAUCCGGUAACAGCGCUGAUAACAGAGGUGCCAUAGCUGAUGCUUUCGGCUCCGUUGCUAAAUCCGAACUUAUUUUCUUGGAAGAUUCCCCUGACUAUUGCCUAAAAAAUGCCACCCUUGGUCUCCAGGGGACUGAAGGACGGGAGUGCCUGCAAAGUGGUAAGAACUUGACACAGUGGGAGAGGAGAAGUUGCAGGAGACUGUGUACAGAAUGCAGCCUUAAAGUAGAAGAGAAGAAGAUUGAGAUUAUUAGUAGCUGUAACUGUAAAUUUCACUGGUGCUGCACAGUAAAGUGUGAGCAAUGCAAGCAGGUCGUCAUCAAGCACUACUGCUCCAAGAGAGACAGGAACUCUGAUGUCUUCAUAAAGAGAAAGAACAGAGGACACCAGAGAUAA